Messenger RNA from Thunnus maccoyii (southern bluefin tuna), 2690 nucleotides. Its product is annotated as NXPE family member 3-like. The record is from RefSeq and is a predicted model, not a curated record. Bases 1 to 1728 code for a protein of 575 amino acids. NCBI's taxonomy places the organism in Eukaryota, Metazoa, Chordata, Actinopteri, Scombriformes, Scombridae. The transcript is spliced from 6 exons.
AUGAAGGUCAGAGCUUGUAGAGAAACAGUGGUCAACUUUUGCUGUUCGAAGUUUGCUGCCAUCUUCCUGUUCCUGGCUGUGUUUGUCUUCAUCUUUGUGUAUUUUAACAUGGACGUCCUGGAGUUUUUUUUUUCUCCAUGUCUUUGUCACAUCACUCUGCCCCCCUGCCAGUUUCAGCAUAAGGUGAUCACCACCUUCUCUGUCCUAAGACUUCACCUACAACACCACUUCUGCAGCUUCCAGCCACAGUCCCCUGAAGAUGCUCUGGAGGAAUGCCUCCUAUUAGACUCCAUUGCUUGGCCUGAAACUCCAUCCCUGCCAGAUCCUCUUUCCCUGGAGCAGACCACCGAUCCUGCCCACAGCAUCUUCACUAUUCUCCCAGAGAAGGGUGGACGACAGUGGCAUGUAGGGGAUCAGCUGGAAGUUAUGAUCAAAAUGUAUGACUUCCAAGGCCGUCCCAAGAAUUCUGGUGGAGACGUCUUACUUGCCCGUCUGCACAACCGAGCACUUGGUGCAGGUGUGGCUGGGCAAGUGCUGGAUCACCUCAAUGGCUCCUACUCUGCUGUAUUUUCUUUACUCUGGGAGGGAAGCGCACAGGUUGAGAUGACACUGGUUCACCCCAGUGAGGCUGUCACAGUGCUGCAAAGGUUGACUAAAGAACAGCCAGACAGGGUUUAUUUCCAGAGCGUCUUUCGCUCAGGCUCAGUGUCUGAAACUACCACCUGUAAUGUCUUCCUGCAUCCAACCCAGCAACCACUGUGCAACUACACUGACCUCCACACAGGUGAGCCAUGGUACUGCUACAAGCCAAAGAAGCUGAGCUGUGAUGCCAGGAUCAACCACUCCACAGGAGGAGUCAAUCCAAAACUCAAGGCCAGGGAGGAAAAGCUCUUUAAAAGUGGUGUCAAUAUGAAAGUCUCUAUUAAGGCUUCAGGGUCAGCCAAUGUCAACGUGUUGCCAAAAAUGAAAGGUCAACCAGAGGUAAAGAGCAGCAGUGUGAAGUCUGGACCCUCUGGCUAUUACUAUCAGGAUACAUGGCGAGCCCUAGGUGGCACCCCAGUCCACCAGUUCAACACAUCCUCUGCCAGUCAGUGUCUGAAAGGCAAGGUGGUUCACAUGCAUGGAGACUCUACCGUCAGGCAGUGGUUUGAAUACCUCACUGCAGCACUACCAGAUCUCAAGGAGUUUAACCUGCACAACCUGAAGCAAGUUGGGCCCUUCAUGGCCUUAGACUAUGCAAACAACAUUUUGGUGACAUACCGCUGCCACGGUCCCCCUAUCCGUUUUACCAACGUCCCAACCAAUGAUCUGCGCUACAUUGCCAAUGAACUAGAUGAAUUAGUUGGAGGCAAUGACACCGUUGUAAUAUUUGGCAUCUGGUCUCACUUCAGCACCUUCCCCAUUGAGCUCUACAUACGACGGCUGCAGGGAAUCCGCAGGGCGGUAGUGCGGCUGCUGGACAGGGCUCCAGAUACACUGGUUAUCAUCCGGACCGCAAACCUCAAAGCUUUGUCACUUGUUGAGGCGCUGACCAUCAGCGACUGGUACUCACUGCAGCGUGACAAGGUGCUCAGGGCCAUGUUCAAAGGACUGAAUGUUCGUCUAGUGGACGCCUGGGAGAUGGUUUUGGCCCACCACCUGCCACACAACCUCCAUCCACAACCUCCCAUUAUUAAGAAUAUGAUCAAUGUCCUCUUGUCCUACAUAUGCCCUCAAGAGGGCAACUAGAUGUGUGUCUGUUGGGAGAAAGGAAUGGGAAUUAAAAUCGUUAAGGUUAUGGAAUUCAAUAUUGCAGCAAAAAAGGCAUUUUCCCCAUAGACCAACAUUGUAAAAGAGACGUCUGUAAAACUGUUGACAGGAUACCUACAGCUAUAAACAUGGUCAGUUAUUACUCUUUUUAUUGUAUAUUUUUAAGCCAUGGGGGUUUAGUCUUUGUAAAACUUUUCCAAAGCUCAGAAAAAUCUGUUGUUUUCUGAAUGAUGUCACCGCUGUAUAUGAGCCUGCUACGCGCUUUUGUGUUGUUUCUCAGGAAUGAGGAUGCUUGCUAAGUUAAAGCAAACGCUGUACUGAUGUACAAAAAUUAAAGGGAAAACUGAAUACAUGAUACAAAGGUGAACCUUCUUUUUCACAAACCAACAUAUUUUGAUUUUGUGGUUUUGCAUCACAUUUAUUUAUCGCUUGUUAGCCUUUGUCCUCGAAUGUAAUUUUUUUUUCAAUAUAUUAGCUGUGUAAUGACUGGAUCCACUGAUAUGACACUGUAGGCGAUUUUUCAUAACUACCUCCCUAACAGUUUUCUUCAGGAUAUUUUAAUUUUGUAAGUCUUUAUAUGUCAUACUUUAUGUAACCUGUGUGUACUAGCAGAGUCUCAUCCUUUGGCACUGAUGACUGAAGUUCCCCAAACAUAUCAUCUGUUCGCAUCAACCGUAUAAAUUUAUUUUAUGGCUUAAACUAUCUCAGUGUGGCAAAUGAUAGCCCAUCACAAAACCUCACUCUAGCUUUACUCCUGUUUACAUCAGUUCUAUCAGAACAGUUGCUAGCACAAGUAAAUAAAGGCCUGUCAUAGCCCACUCGCCACAACAAGGUGCAGGCCGAGAGUGGGAACACAAGACCAGACAAGGACAAGACAAAUCCUGACGAGACCACAAUGGAAAUGGGACGUUUCCGAGACAAAACACAAGCAUUUUAAGAAU